UACUCGGUAUGACAUCAUCCACUCAUUGUUUGUGGAGCUGUCAGUUCCAUCACCGACCUAGUACUGUAACGUUAACUACUGUAACUACAUACAAAUUGGAUUUCAUUUAAAGCAUUAUAUCAACAUGGCAGAUAAACAGGAUAAGAGUGAGCUGAAGGCGGAGCUGGAGAGGAAGAAACAACGUCUGGCCCAAAUCAGAGAGGAAAAGAAGAGAAAGGAGGAGGAGAAGAACAAGAAGAAGGAUGGGUCUGACUCUAAGCGGGGAGGGGAGGGGGGUGCAGCUGGGGCACCAGACUCGUCUGACCUGGAGAAGAAGAGGAGAGAGGCUGAAGCUCUACUGCAGAGCAUGGGGAUCGCCCCUGAUAUAACCAAUGUCCCCGCCCCUAUGUCUCCCUCAGCCAAAUCAAUGUGCAGCGAGACAGGAAGCCAGGACUCUGGAGAUGGAAACUCUAGGACGUUACACUGGGAUCCUGACCCCUCUACUCUGCAGCUGCACUCUGACUCCGAACUACUGGGGCGUGGUUUGAGGCUUGGCAUGGCAAAGGUGACCCAGGUGGAUUUCCCACCCAAACAGUCUGUGUCCUACUCCAAGGAGACACAGACCCCCACCUGUACACAAACACACACACAGGCCAAACCAGAAGAGGAGGAAGAGGAGGAGGAGAUGGCCGAGCCCAAGCCAGCAGAGGAGUCCCAGGAGGAGAAAGCUGAUCAGGAGGAGAAGCGGGAAGAAGUCCCUCCCAAAGAUCUGACUGAAGAAGAGAAGAUGCAGCUUCUCCACUCGGAGGAAUUCAUGACGUUCUUCGAUCGAGGGAGCAGGAUUGUGGAGCGCGCUCUCUCUGAACGAGUGGACGUCUGCUUUGACUACAGUGGCCGAGACCUGGAAGACAAGGAGGGUGAGAUGCAGGCGGGGGCUAAGAUAUCUCUGAACAGGGCGUUCUCUGACGAACGUUGGUCCAAGAACAGAGUGGUCACCUGUCUGGACUGGUCUCCUCAGUACCCUGAGCUGCUGGUGGCCUCCUACAACAACAACGAGGAUGCUCCUCAUGAGCCUGACGGAGUGGCUUUGGUCUGGAACAUGAAGUUCAAGAAGACAACACCUGAAUACACCUUCCACUGCCAGUCUGCAGUGAUGUCAGCAGCGUUCGCCAGGUUCCAUCCUAACCUGGUCGUGGGUGGGACUUACUCAGGCCAGAUCGUCCUAUGGGACAACAGGAGCAACAAGAGAACACCUGUACAGAGAACUCCUCUUUCUGCCUCCGCUCACACGCACCCAGUGUACUGUGUGAAUGUGGUGGGGACCCAGAAUGCGCACAACCUCAUCAGCAUCUCGACUGAUGGAAAGAUGUGCUCCUGGAGCCUGGACAUGCUGUCUCAACCACAGGACAGUCUGGAGCUGGUGUUUAAGCAGUCGAAGGCAGUAGCAGUGACCUCCAUGGCUUUUCCUCUGGGUGAUGUGAACAACUUUGUGGUCGGGAGUGAAGAUGGAUCAGUCUACACCGCCUGCCGCCACGGGAGUAAAGCAGGUAUCAGUGAUGUGUUUGAGGGACAUCAUGGUCCGGUCACUGGGUUGAGCUGUCACAGUGCCGGGGGUCCCGUUGAUUUCUCCCAUCUGUUCAUCUCUUCCUCCUUCGACUGGACCGUCAAGCUGUGGACCACCAAGAGUACCCGUCCUCUGUAUUCAUUUGAGGACAGCUGUGACUAUGUGUAUGAUGUCAUGUGGUCUCCCACACACCCCGCCCUCUUCGCCUGUGUAGACGGAUCUGGACGCCUGGACCUGUGGAACCUCAACAACGACACAGAGGUGCCCAGUGCAAGUGUGUGUGUGAAUGGGUCUCCUGCUCUGAACCGUGUGCGGUGGGCUCACUCAGGGAGAGAGAUCGCUACAGGAGACUCAGACGGACAGGUGCUGGUCUAUGACGUAGGGGAGCAAAUCUGUGUGCCCAAGGCAGAUGAAUGGACCCGUUUGGUGCACACGCUGGUGGAGAUCAACGAGAACCGCGAUGAAGGAGAGGAGCUGGCCGCGCAGCGCCUAGUCGCCUGAUCACCAUGGUAACCACUCCCCUCCUGCACUUGCUUCCAAAUCUUCCCUCCAGUUGGAACAGGAGUGAUGUUUAUCCUCUCAGGUUCUAGAACAUUUGCGUGUUCUGUCCACAGCUCUUCCCUAAAUAUGCAAAACUUUGUACCUUUGCACCUUUUUACUACUUUGCAUCUCUUGUAUUUGUACGUCUUUGGAGGCGUAUGUGUAUUCCCUAAAGGCUGACCAUGUGGGUUUAAUGGUGAAGAGAAAGAAACAGGAUGACCCAUUCCAACCUUUAUAGACUAGGUCAGCAAUGUUCUUAGAUUUUAGCGUCAAUUUUAUUUAUCCAUGCUCUUAUUUAUCAUAUGCGGUUGCACAUUAUUUAAACAUGUCUGUGGAUAGCUUUACUAUUAUAUCCCUUAACAUUAGCACUACACCUAAGCUCAUACCACUACAAGACAAAAACUGCUUUUUAAACUUUACUUGCCUUGACUGAAUAUGUUAGUGGUUUUUGAAAAAAACUAAGUUAAUAUUACUUUAUCCAUUUAAAAAUGUACUGUACCUGUAGGUCUCUUAAUAGAAACCCAGUGUCUCUCUACUUCCUGAAAGGAUGUUAAUGAAGUAUUUCCUCAUAUGAAGAUGUGGACCUAAGUAGAGCCAUAGAUGCAUACAGAGUUUGGCCAACUAUCCACCAUGUUGGCACCAAAUGCACCACAUUCUAAUUAGCAUUUCAACUAGACUUUUGUUGUUGGAACAUUGUCCAUUACACAAUUCUCUGUUGGAAGGAGUUUACCAAACUCUGUAUAGAUACAGUGCAUUCAGAAAGUAUUCAGACCCCUUGACUUUUUCACAUUGUUACGUUACAGCCUUAUGCUAAAAUGGAUUAAAUAGUCCCCCCCAUCA
Molecule: messenger RNA, 2923 nt
Organism: Salvelinus namaycush (lake trout)
Lineage: Eukaryota; Metazoa; Chordata; Actinopteri; Salmoniformes; Salmonidae
Product: dynein, cytoplasmic 1, intermediate chain 2a-like
Exons: 17
Coding region: 125-2044 (639 amino acids)
Biological process (GO): transport along microtubule
Cellular component (GO): cytoplasmic dynein complex
Molecular function (GO): dynein light chain binding; dynein heavy chain binding
Source: RefSeq, a predicted model, not a curated record